Molecule: messenger RNA, 9676 nt
Organism: Megalobrama amblycephala (Wuchang bream)
Lineage: Eukaryota; Metazoa; Chordata; Actinopteri; Cypriniformes; Xenocyprididae
Exons: 15
Coding region: 327-8891 (2854 amino acids)
Biological process (GO): negative regulation of adenylate cyclase activity; G protein-coupled receptor signaling pathway; cell surface receptor signaling pathway
Cellular component (GO): membrane
Molecular function (GO): G protein-coupled receptor activity
Source: RefSeq, a predicted model, not a curated record
UGAUUCUUUGAACUGCUUCUAACGAAUCAUUUACAAAACAUAAAGAACUGAGGUGAAAUUAAACGUAUAUUAUGAGAAAACGAAAGUGUUUUUUGACCUUGUAUGCAUGUAAACCUGUUGUGGGAGACUCAUAAAACAAUAUUAGGAACCUUAAAGGAAUAAUAGGGGCACUUUAAUAGGUUAAAUUGACAGUGUUACACCCUCGUACCUUGUUACAUAUUCCCCCACCACGACUCAUUUUUGUUUUGUCUCUAAAUGUCUUUCAGAAAAUCAAUGCCUGAUCUUUCUUCUUGAAUAAUUACCACAGUGGACUAUCAGAUUCCAUAAUGGUGUUCAUUGUUUUUAAAAGUGUCGUAUGGUCACUGUUGAUUAUCCUCUGUAAAUGUUUAAUAUCCACCACUGCCGCUGAAUCAAGAGCAGCAGUUAGUCCAGUUUUGGACUGUGAGCUUUAUCACGACACAUACAUCUGCAUCGGUGCUCAAUACCGCAUGUACUGCAACACAAGAAUGCAUCGUUUCUACUACCAGAGAUACCAAGACCAAAACCAAUACCAGUGCUUGAGUAAUGACUGUCUCUGUGUUGGUAAUAAUGACACCUGUGCAUGCUACUAUAAUACUUCAUCCUGCUUCUGUGAGAUUUUCAGCAAUAACAACACUAUCCCUACAGCAGUUAGGCCAGUUUUGGACUGUGAGCUUAAUAAUAACACUUACAUCUGCACUGGUGCUCGGUACCACAUGUACUGCAACACGACAGUGCAUUACUUUAGCUAUUCAAAAUAUCUGUACCAAAACCAAAAUCAGUACCAGUGCUGGAAUAAUAACUGUGACUGCCGUUUUAAUAAGGACAGCUGUACAUGCUACAGUAGUGUUUCAUCCUCUUGCUUCUGUACAAAUUACGGCUAUAGCAUCGCUCUCUCUUCAACACGUAGUCCAGUCACAGACCCUGACUGUAGGCUUUAUAAUGAUACAUACAUCUGCGCUGGUACUCAAUACAGCAUGUACUGCAACACAAGAAUGCAUAAUUUCUACUACUGGAGAUAUCAGAACCAAAACCAACAUGAAUACCAAUGCUGGAAUAAUAACUGUGACUGCCGUGGAAAUAAGGACACCUGUACAUGCUAUAGUAGCACUCUUUCUUCCUGCUUUUGUGAGAAUUACAACAACAACAUCACUAUCCCUACAGCAGUUAGUCCAGUCACAGACCCUGACUGUGUGCUUUAUAACGACACGUACAUCUGCACCGGUGCUCAGUACCGCAUGUACUGCAACACAAGAAUGCAUUAUUUCUCCUCCCAGAGAUAUCAGUACCAAAACCAAUACCAGUGUGUAAAUAAUAACUGUAACUGCUAUGGUAAUAAGGACACAUGUACAUGCUACAGUCACACUUUGUCCUCCUGCUUCUGUGAGACUUACGGCAAUAUCAUUGCUCUCACUACAGCAGUUACUCCAGUCUAUGACUGUGUCCUUUAUAACGACACGUACAUCUGCACUGGUGCUCAGUACCGCAUGUACUGCAACACAGGAAUGCAUUAUUUCUCCUACCGGAGAUAUCAGAACCAAAACCAAUAUGAAUACCAAUGCUGGAAUAAUAACUGUGACUGCCGUGGAAAUAAGGACACCUGUACAUGUUACAGUCGCACUUUGUCUUCCUGCUUCUGUGAGAAUUACAAUAACAACAUCACCAUCCCUACAGCAGUUACUCCAGUCUAUGAUUGUGUGCUUUAUAACGACACAUACAUCUGCACUGGUGCUCAAUACCGCAUGUACUGCAACACAGGAAUGCAUCAUUUCUCCUACUGGAGAUAUCAGAACCAAAACCAAUAUGAAAACCGAUGCUGGAAUAAUAACUGUGACUGCCGUGGAAAUAAGGACACCUGUACGUGUUACAGUCGCACUUUGUCUUCCUGCUUUUGUGAGACUUACGGCUAUAGCAUUGCUCUCAUUACAGCAGUUCCUCCAGCUUAUGGCUGUGUGCUUUAUAAUGAUACAUACAUCUGCGCUGGUGCUCAAUAUCGCAUGUACUGCAACACAACAAUGCAUUAUUUCUCCUACAGGAGAUAUCAGAACCAAAACCAACAUGAAUACCAAUGCUGGAAUAAUAACUGUGACUGCCGUGGAAAUAAGGACACCUGUACAUGUUACAGUCGCACUUUGUCUUCCUGCUUCUGUGAGAAUUACAAUAACAACAACACCAUCCCUACAGCAGUUAGUCCAGUCUAUGACUGUGUGCUUUAUAACGACACGUACAUCUGCACUGGUGCUCAGUACCGCAUGUACUGCAACACAGGAAUGCAUCAUUUCUCCUACUGGAGAUAUCAGAACCAAAACCAAUAUGAAUACCGAUGCUGGAAUAAUUGUGACUGCCGUGGAAAUAAGGACACCUGUACAUGUUACAGUCGCACUUUGUCUUCCUGCUUUUGUGAGACUUACGGCUAUAGCAUUGCUCUCAUUACAGCAGUUCCUCCAGCUUAUGGCUGUGUGCUUUAUAAUGAUACAUACAUCUGUGCUGGUGCUCAAUAUCGCAUGUACUGCAACACAAGAAUGCAUUAUUUCUCCUACAGGAGAUAUCAGAACCAAAACCAACAUGAAUACCAAUGCUGGAAUAAUUACUGUGACUGCCGUGGAAAUAAGGACACCUGUACAUGCUCUAGUAGCACUUUUUCUUCCUGCUUUUGUGAGAAUUACAACAACAACAUCACUAUCCCUACAGCAGUUAGUCCAGUCACAGACCCUGACUGUGUGCUUUAUAACGACACGUACAUCUGCACUGGUGCUCAGUACCGCAUGUACUGCAACACCAGAAUGCAUUAUUUCUACUACCAGAGAUAUCAGUACCAAAACCAAUACCAGUGUGUAAAUAAUAACUGUAACUGCUAUGGUAAUAAGGACACAUGUACAUGCUACAGUCACACUUUGUCCUCCUGCUUCUGUGAGACUUACGGCAAUAUCAUUGCUCUCACUACAGCAGUUAGUCCAGUCUAUGACUGUGUGCUUUAUAACGACACAUACAUCUGCACUGGUGCUCAGUACCGCAUGUACUGCAACACAGGAAUGCAUUAUUUCUCCUACUGGAGAUAUCAGAACCAAAACCAAUAUGAAUACCAAUGCUGGAAUAAUAAUUGUAACUGCAUUGGUAAUAAGGACACCUGUACAUGUUACAGUCGCACUUUGUCUUCCUGCUUCUGUGAGAAUUACAAUAACAACAUCACCAUCCCUACAGCAGUUAGUCCGAUCUAUGAUUGUGGGCUUUAUAACGACACAUACAUCUGCACUGGUGCUCAAUACCGCAUGUACUGCAACACAGGAAUGCAUUAUUUCUCCUACUGGAGAUAUCAGAACCAAAACCAAUAUGAAUACCAAUGCUGGAAUAAUAAUUGUAACUGCAUUGGUAAUAAGGACACCUGUACAUGUUACAGUCGCACUUUGUCUUCCUGCUUCUGUGAGAAUUACAAUAACAACAUCACCAUCCCUACAGCAGUUAGUCCGAUCUAUGAUUGUGGGCUUUAUAACGACACAUACAUCUGCACUGGUGCUCAAUACCGCAUGUACUGCAACACAAGAAUGCAUCAUUUCUCCUACUGGAGAUAUCAGAACCAAAACCAAUAUGAAAACCGAUGCUGGAAUAAUAAUUGUGACUGCCGUGGAAAUAAGGACACCUGUACAUGUUACAGUCGCACUUUGUCUUCCUGCUUCUGUGAGAAUUACAAUAACAACAUCACCAUCCCUACAGCAGUUAGUCCGAUCUAUGAUUGUGGGCUUUAUAACGACACGUACAUCUGCACUGGUGCUCAAUACCGCAUGUACUGCAACACAAGAAUGCAUCAUUUCUCCUACUGGAGAUAUCAGAACCAAAACCAAUAUGAAAACCGAUGCUGGAAUAAUAAUUGUGACUGCCGUGGAAAUAAGGACACCUGUACGUGUUACAGUCGCACUUUGUCUUCCUGCUUUUGUGAGACUUACGGCAAUAUCAUUGCUCUCAUUACAGCAGUUCCUCCAGCUUAUGACUGUGUGCUUUAUAAUGAUACAUACAUCUGCGCUGGUGCUCAAUAUCGCAUGUACUGCAACACAACAAUGCAUUAUUUCUCCUACAGGAGAUAUCAGAACCAAAACCAACAUGAAUACCGAUGCUGGAAUUAUAACUGUAACUGUGUGGGUAAUAAUGACACCUGUACAUGCUAUAGUAGCACUUUUUCUUCCUGCUUUUGUGAGAAUUACAACAACAACAUCACUAUCCCUACAGCAGUUAGUCCAGUCACAGACCCUGACUGUGUGCUUUAUAACGACACGUACAUCUGCACUGGUGCUCAGUACCGCAUGUACUGCAACACAAGAAUGCAUGAUUUCUACUACCAGAGAUAUCAGAACCAAAACCAAUAUGAAUACCGAUGCUGGAAUAAUUGUGACUGCCGUGGAAAUAAGGACACCUGUACAUGUUACAGUCGCACUUUGUCUUCCUGCUUUUGUGAGACUUACGGCUAUAGCAUUGCUCUCAUUACAGCAGUUCCUCCAGCUUAUGGCUGUGUGCUUUAUAAUGAUACAUACAUCUGUGCUGGUGCUCAAUAUCGCAUGUACUGCAACACAAGAAUGCAUUAUUUCUCCUACAGGAGAUAUCAGAACCAAAACCAACAUGAAUACCGAUGCUGGAAUAAUAACUGUGACUGCCGUGGAAAUAAGGACACCUGUACAUGCUCUAGUAACACUUUUUCUUCCUGCUUUUGUGAGAAUUACAACAACAACAUCACUAUCCCUACAGCAGUUAGUCCAGUCACAGACCCUGACUGUGUGCUUUAUAACGACACGUACAUCUGCACCGGUGCUCAGUACCGCAUGUACUGCAACACCAGAAUGCAUUAUUUCUACUACCAGAGAUAUCAGUACCAAAACCAAUACCAGUGUGUAAAUAAUAACUGUAACUGCUAUGGUAAUAAGGACACAUGUACAUGCUACAGUCACACUUUGUCCUCCUGCUUCUGUGAGACUUACGGCAAUAUCAUUGCUCUCACUACAGCAGUUACUCCAGUCUAUGACUGUGUGCCUUAUAACGACACAUACAUCUGCACUGGUGCUCAGUACCGCAUGUACUGCAACACAGGAAUGCAUUAUUUCUCCUACUGGAGAUAUCAGAACCAAAACCAAUAUGAAUACCAAUGCUGGAAUAAUAAUUGUAACUGCAUUGGUAAUAAGGACACCUGUACAUGUUACAGUCGCACUUUGUCUUCCUGCUUCUGUGAGAAUUACAAUAACAACAUCACCAUCCCUACAGCAGUUAGUCCGAUCUAUGAUUGUGGGCUUUAUAACGACACAUACAUCUGCACUGGUGCUCAAUACCGCAUGUACUGCAACACAAGAAUGCAUCAUUUCUCCUACUGGAGAUAUCAGAACCAAAACCAACAUGAAUACCGAUGCUGGAAUAAUAACUGUGACUGCCGUGGAAAUAAGGACACCUGUACGUGUUACAGUCGCACUUUGUCUUCCUGCUUUUGUGAGACUUACGGCUAUAGCAUUGCUCUCAUUACAGCAGUUCCUCCAGCUUAUGGCUGUGUGCUUUAUAAUGAUACAUACAUCUGCGCUGGUGCUCAAUAUCGCAUGUACUGCAACACAAGAAUGCAUUAUUUCUCCUACAGGAGAUAUCAGAACCAAAACCAACAUGAAUACCGAUGCUGGAAUUAUAACUGUAACUGUGUGGGUAAUAAUGACACCUGUACAUGCUCUAGUAGCACUUUUUCUUCCUGCUUUUGUGAGAAUUACAACAACAACAUCACUAUCCCUACAGCAGUUACUCCAGUCUAUGACUGUGUCCUUUAUAACGACACGUACAUCUGCACUGGUGCUCAGUACCGCAUGUACUGCAACACAAGAAUGCAUGAUUUCUACUACCAGAGAUAUCAGUACCAAAACCAAUACCAGUGUGUAAAUAAUAACUGUAACUGCUAUGGUAAUAAGGACACAUGUACAUGCUACAGUCACACUUUGUCCUCCUGCUUCUGUGAGACUUACGGCUAUAGCAUUGCUCUCAUUACAGCAGUUCCUCCAGCUUAUGAAUGUGGGCUUAAUAACGACACAUACAUCUGCACUGGUGCUCAGUACCGCAUGUACUGCAACACAACAAUGCAUUAUUUCUCCUACAGGAGAUAUCAGAACCAAAACCAACAUGAAUACCAAUGCUGGAAUAAUAACUGUGACUGCCGUGGAAAUAAGGACACCUGUACAUGUUACAGUCGCACUUUGUCUUCCUGCUUCUGUGAGAAUUACAAUAACAACAUCACCAUCCCUACAGCAGUUAGUCCGAUCUAUGAUUGUGGGCUUUAUAACGACACGUACAUCUGCACUGGUGCUCAGUACCGCAUGUACUGCAACACAGGAAUGCAUCAUUUCUCCUACUGGAGAUAUCAGAACCAAAACCAAUAUGAAAACCGAUGCUGGAAUAAUAAUUGUGACUGCCGUGGAAAUAAGGACACCUGUACGUGUUACAGUCGCACUUUGUCUUCCUGCUUUUGUGAGACUUACGGCUACAGCAUUGCUCUCAUUACAGCAGUUCCUCCAGCUUAUGAAUGUGGGCUUAAUAACGACACAUACAUCUGCACUGGGGCUCAAUAUCGCAUGUACUGCAACACAAGAAUGCAUUAUUUCUUCUACCGGAGAUAUCAGAACCAAAACCAACAUGAAUACCGAUGCUGGAAUAAUUGUGACUGCCGUGGAAAUAAGGACACCUGUACGUGUUACAGUCGCACUUUGUCUUCCUGCUUUUGUGAGAAUUACAGUAACAACAUUACCAUCCCUACAGCAGUUACUCCAGCUUAUGGCUGUGUGCUUUAUAAUGACACAUACAUCUGCACUGGUGCUCAGUACCGCAUGUACUGCAACACCAGAAUGCAUGACUUCUCCUACUGGAGAUAUCAGAACCAGAACCUACACCAAUAUCAAUGCUCGAACAAUAACUGUAACUGCAUUGGCAAUGAGGACACAUGUACAUGCUACACUAGCACUUUGUCCUCCUGCUUCUGUGAGACUUACGGCAAUAUCAUUGCUCUCAUUACAGCAGUUACUCCAGCUUAUGACUGUGUGCUUUAUAACAAAACAUACAUCUGCACCGGUGCUCAGUACCGCAUGUACUGCAACACAACAAUGCAUGAUUUUAACUACUGGAGAUAUCAAAACCAAAACCAGUAUGAAUACCAAUGCUGGAACAAUAACUGUAACUGUGUUGGUAAUAAGGACACCUGUACAUGCUCUAGUAUGACUUUGUCCUCCUGUUUCUGCGAGUAUAACAUCUCCACCCCAACCACCAUCAGUCCAACUACUACAGGUCUGGAUAACAUACUGCCGGAUCAAUGCAGGAGUCAGAUCUCUGGAGGAUGUCUUCAAAAUCUUCUCGACAAUAUAGAGAACAUUACAGAUCAAGUGCUUCCUUUGACUGUUGUGACUACAGUUUUGGAUGUGGCUCUUAACACGUCAAAGAUUUCGGAGUCAGCUGACACAAAGGAACAAGUGACAUUUGGAAAUAGUGUAAUAAAAGCCAGUGAGAAGCUCAUAUCUUCACUGGUGAAGCCAACAGACACAAGUGACAAUGUCAGUUUUACUCUCGACUCCAUAGAGGUACAAGUCUUCAUGAUUGGACCCAAAUUUUCUUCAGAUCAAAUCUCUCAGCUGGACACCAAAAAUGCUUCUAUGGACAUUGAUCUUGUUGGGAUUGCAAAGAGUAACAACGGAACAGCUGCUGUGGCAAUUAUGUGCUAUUCAACAAUGGAAACUUUACUGAAGCCAGAAUUAUUCAACUCGUCAAAUGACACGGUUAAAACCAUGAUGUCCACUGUGAUCUCAGCUACUCUUCCCAAAACCACCAACACUGAACUCACCAAACCAGUCAACUUCACCCUCAAACACAUCAGAGAGUUCGACCCCAGCGGUUCUCUGUCCUGUGUGUACUGGAAUAUCAGCGAGUGGAUUGUAGAUGGUUGUUCUGUUUUAGAGACCAACAGCAGCUACACUGUGUGUUCCUGUGUCCAUCUGUCGACAUUCGCUCUCAUCAUGCAAACCAGCAGACCACCAAAGAGCGACUCACUGCUGGAUCUGUUGAAUUUGGUGUGUGUGAUCAUGGGGCUGGUGUUCUUCAGUUUGUCCCUGUUGACCUUUGCCCUUUGUCAGUGGAGUCCUGGAGUGAAUAAUGUGGCACGAAUCAACCUCUGCAUCAGUCUUCUGCUGGCUCACCUUCUGUUCCUGCUCACACAACAGUUCCUGAACCUCAUACGCCGUCAUCAGGUGUUGUGUGCCGUGAUAUCAGGUGUGCUGCACUUCCUCUUUCUCUCCGGCUUUGUGUGGAUGUUCAUUGAAGCUGUGCUGCUCUUCAUCUGUGUGAAGAACCUAUCACAGAUCAGCUCCAAAAAGAGGGAGGUGCUUAGCACUGGAUACUUGUGUGUGAUUGGAUAUAUGAUUGCUCUGGUUGUGGUGGGCGUGUCUGUCGGGCUUGUUCCUGAAGGCUAUGGCAGCAAACACUGCUGGAUCAAAAUGGAUAAAGGUUUUAUCUGGAGUUUUCUGGGUCCUGUUUGUGUCAUACUAGCAUUGAACAUGAUUCUCUUCAUCAACAUCUUCAUCAAUCUGAACUCAACUCUCAAAAAACUGAACGCUGAAGUUUCACAGAUGAAACAAACCAAGACUAUGACAUUUAAAACACUGGCUCAGUUUGUGGUUCUUGGUUGCUCCUGGAUUCUGGGUUUCUUCACUAAUGGCAGUAAGGAGCUGGAGAUCCUCUUCCUGAUCUUGAACUCUCAGCAGGGAACAUUCAUCUUCCUGAUCUAUUGUGUCUUUAAUAAUGAGGUCAGACAGCAGUGCUUCAGAUGUCUUUGCUGUGGACUCAAACCCAACAACAUCAAAAGUGUCCAGAAAAAAUGUUGAGGACUACAGCAUCCAUAUUCAGGAAAUGAAUGAAGCACCAUUAUCAUACAGUGAAUUAACACUACAACAUAAUCAACGCUUUCAGAUAUUAACACCAGUCUCAGCUUCUGCCUGUAAAUUAUCCUAAUGUAUACUGGUCUUAUUUUAUAACUGUCAUCAAUUUUGAUGUAAAUCUUUGAACUUUCUUUACUAUUAGUUUCUUGGUGGAGGGUUUGUUGCCUCAUUCUUUUAGACCUGUGUGUGAUUUAUUUAACUUGAGACCCCUAAAGUAAUUUGUGUUUCCUUUUGUUCACUAUAAUCCUUUAGUUAACCUUUAAGAAUAUUAUGUGUGACGAAGACAGUAAAUGUAAUUUUUUUGCAUAUUGAUAUUAAUCAGUAAAUAAUGUAUUUGUUUCCUUGUGUUUUUCUGCAGCUUUAAUGAGUCUCUAUUAAAUAUAAAGGACAUUAUCUAGUAGAAUUACACUUUUUACAACAGAUGUUUCACCAUAUAUCUUCAUAUACUCUACCAGCCACUUCAGAGAUUAUAUGUUCAUAAUAUUAUCAUAUAAUUAAAGUUUUAAUCAUAGACAUGUUCAUUCAUCCACAAGACAUUAUUCACAUUGACUGAAUGAUAUCACAGACUCAAAUAUGGCAUAGUUUACAGGUAUGAAAAUAUCUACGUUUAGAAACAGCUUUACAUACUUUGACAAGCAUAGUUACAGAGUAACUGAGGGAUGAUAUAUUCUUAAUAGUAAUUUCACCCCAAUGAGACCAUAAAUGUUUUUACACGCACACACACACAAAAA